Linepithema humile (Argentine ant) is the source of this 3877-nucleotide messenger RNA. The record is from RefSeq and is a predicted model, not a curated record. Lineage: Eukaryota; Metazoa; Arthropoda; Insecta; Hymenoptera; Formicidae.
CGCGUUCCGUAAUUAAUCGCGUAUUUUACCCGUUAAAAGUGCACAAUGAGUUCAAAUUUUUAUCGGGAGUGUCGACCAAAGUGACGGGCAAUUACCGGAAAGUAUCAUUUAUCGCAGAUGUUUGCGAUUAGUAGCGGCUCGGCUCUCGCUGUCAUGGACUAAAAUCUGUAUACCCGGUGUGAAUUCAGUGAGUGGAAUUUUCGAUAAAAUUAAUAUGGUCGCUCGAGAGAACCGAAAUAGAAUUCGCACGUAUUUUUCAUUAGAAGUAGCAUGUAAUCUUACUGUACCAUCAAGGUAAUUAUUACUCGUCUCGUCCGUUUGGAGUGGCGUGGUGUUUAUGUUUACAGUGCCGAAGAGAUCGUCGGACGCGUACAACACAAAUAUCGUGCGAAAUAAAGUAUAUUUUAUUUUGUGUUUAUGUUUCGUGGUGUGGCAAAUUCGCGACGUGUAUUCGUGAUUUUCGAAAAUAAGAUGCGUAUUAAUUUUUGUUCCGUGGUGUAUAUAUCUAAAAGUGUGAUGUGAUUUUCGACAUUCAUCGAUUCUUCGAUGGAGCUGAUUCGGUGCGAUCAUGACAUAAUCUGCAACGAAUGGAGCAAAAUGCAAUACUCUUGUUGAUCAACUUCCGAUACUGCAGGUUCAAUUCGCAUCAUUAUGAUAAAGCAGUUGCAUCGAUUUCUUCGCCAAGGAGCGCGAUGACUGCCAGAAAUUCUUCGAGACGACGUUCAAUUGAAGGAAGAUGAACGAGAUGGAGCAGAUUCCUGAGGGCUGAAUCCGCGUGGAUCCUCGAGAUGACCGAUUGGAGAAUGCAGCCGACCGUUUCGGUGCUCGGCGUCAUCGCCAUUAUCUCCGUUAUGAUCACUCUUACUGCAUCAGAAGCGGAGAGCGGCGCCAUCGAACGUGGCAUCAAUCAUCUCGAUGAGGAGGAUCGGCGCAUCGAUGAGAGAGUCGCGAAGAAUCACACCGUGGAAACCGCUGGCUGGUCUCGCGGCAACGACACGGCGGCUCUCGAGGAAAUCACUCCCGCCUUCGCGACUGAGUACACAAGCUCGACGAAGGAUUCGUCCUCCGCGCUCGUUAUUGCGGCGGUGGAAGCUCAUUCCGAGAACGCGUCGAGGAAAUACGUGGACGAUCAGGCGAUAUUCGCUUCGAAGAAGAUCGAGGAGUCGGAGCAGGCGGAGGAGGCGAUGCUGGAGCACGAAGACGCUCGAACGGCUGCGAACGAGUCCGCAAUAGAGAAGCCGCGGGACGACUGGCCGACAGUGAUGUCGGUGGAGAAAGUGGAAGACGUGACGGAGGCGAGAUACAGCGAUCAGAGGAACGUGGAGGAUAUCAAGGCGAUUUCGUUCCAAGUUCCGCCGCCGCCGCCGGACGAAAGGGAAGAGGACUAUCAGGACAGCCGGCAGCAGGGGUGGACCGGCGUCGGUCGGACGAACGAAACGAGGAAGCUGGGCGAGGGCAAGAAGGAUCAGUCGAGACCGACGAACAAUCUGCUGACCGGCAAGUCGACGAAGGCCUUCUACGAGAUAAAACCGUCGAUCCGAACGCUCGAGACGGAACGCGGUCGCGAACAUCAGCUCCAGGCGACCACUCACCGAACGCUGGCCGGCAGGAAGUUCGUCCUGCCCAGCGUGGACAGCGCCUUCGGGAAAUUCGGUCCGUACUUCGAGGACGGCGAUCGGGAGACGAACGUGAGCGCGAGGAUCGGCAGCGUCGUUUUGCUGGACUGCAAAAUCGGCAUGCUGGGCAAUAGACAGGUGACGUGGUUGCUGCACGGCAAAGACUCCUUUCGUCUGCUGACAGUCGGCAAAACGCCGUACAGCAACGACCAAAGAAUCAGUCUUAAAUUUCGAUAUCCCAGCAAUUGGAGACUACAGAUUCUAUACGCGAAUCCGCGCGAUUCGGGAUUGUAUCAGUGCCAAGUCGCCACGCAUCCGCCGCUGGUUAAGAAAAUCAACGUCGUCAUUACGGCGCCAACUCUGACGAUCAGCGACGAUUCCGGACGUAUAGUUUCCAAGGAGAGGCAUCUGAAGGCUGGCAGUAUCCUCAGGCUCAGGUGCGAGGCGAGAGACGUGCUCGAAUCGCUGAACGAGUCUGUCGUUUGGACUAGGGGAGAUGAGACGCUCGCCGAAGAUGUUAGCGAGAACAGAACGACGGAGAUCUCGGCGGGCAAGGAGAUCCUCGUGAUUGUCAGUACCCUCAUCGUGGAGAGAGCCAGUCCCAGGCACGCCGGGAACUAUAGCUGCAUGGUCCCCGGCAAAGCCAAGACCACCAUCGCGGUCCACGUUCUCAACGGUGAACUGCCAGCCGCCGUGCAUGACGGCAACGGAGUUUCGAGAGCGUUUCUUAAUCUUUGGCUGGUUCACCUCACGAUGAGCUACGUCUUCACCAGAUGACAGUACUAAGAUCACUUUAGUAGCUCUACCGAUCUGGAUGCAGUUUCACAACGCAGGACAGCAAAAAAGACGCAGACAGACAGGUGCACGUGCAACAGCUGCAACAAUGCAGCUUGGUGCGAUGAUGCAGGGGAUUGUAUGAUCAUCACUUCGAUGGAUGGCGAUCCGCAUCGCGCAAUCCAAUCCCGUCUCGAGAUCGAACAGUGUCGUACUAUACGACGCCUCGUGUCGCGAAGUUUCCGGUGCGCGUUUCCGCACGAAUAUGAAAUUUCGAACAGCUCGAAAAUCCAAAGCGUCGAUAUCGAAAACCGAAAUCGUAGUGACAAUUCCAAUAGGAAUUGGAAUAGUGAGUAAAAUGGAAGACAGCAACAACCCUCAACGAUCUCGAAGAGAGAUGAUGGAUAAAAGAUUUUUAAUCGAGACAAGAAAUUAACUAAAGUGGGCCACUAGUGUACAGUUUGUUAAUUUACUUUUGUUGAGAUAAAUCGUGAAAAUGUCCCCGUGAAGACUUCAACAUUCUUUGCUCAUUGCCGUUCUGAUGGUGAGAAAAAUUUGUGUCGAUAAGACGAAAUAGAUACUGUGAUGGCAAAGCCAACGACGGGUUGCAGAAUCCGAUCCGUCAGACCUUCAUCCACAGUAAGGGAAUGCUUUUCUCUCGAUAAAAAUUUUUAUUUUUAUGGAAGCUACGAUAUAAAGCACACGUAUGAGCAAAAUGAGAAUUUCUUGACAAUAUUUUUCGUGAGUGUGAAGCAAACGCAGCUGCUAAUAUCGCGAAAGUGUAAUAAUAAUGAUUUAUUGCAAAUUUAAUUAUUGUAAAAUACAAUAUCAAAGUACCUUUGAUAAAAGUUGUGGUAAAUAUUAGUGAUGUAAAUUUUCUAAAACGUUUUUAAUAUUUGUGUAGUGUAUAUCAAAUUUUAAUAGGCCAUUUAAUUUGUAAAUUUUAAUUAUUCUGACUUACCACAAUUAAUUUAAAGUACUUCAAAUAUUUAGACAUAUUUUCUUCCCUCAAAAAAAUAUUCACUAAUAUUCUUUAUUACAUCAUUAGUUUUUAUUGUAAGCGUCAUGAAAAAAAGACUCGACAAAAUAGGAUGAUGUUGAGUAUUAGUAAAUAUUGUGACAGGGAAUUCAUCACAGGAAACUUGCCAUUGCAGGCAGAGAUUCCACACAGCGAAGCACGGAUAGUAAACAAUUAACAGCGAAUAAUUACCAUUUCCUACUGAUCAAAGCAUAUCGUCCGAUUCGCUUCGAACGAUCAGAUUAUCAUGUUUUAAUCACUUGUAAAUUCUCGAAAACGAACAGAAAAUCAGAUCUAUUCUAAUAGGCACGAAAUAUUGGAAUAUUUUUGGAAACACCAAACAUAAAAAUUUCUGUAUUAAAUUUUUCAUUACACACAUUAUGCGAUUUAUAGAUUUUGUAGAGUAUUUUUCUCCAGAUGUGUAUUAAUCGUAGUGCAUGAAAUGAUUGGUCUUUUACUAAUUUUUAUG